Messenger RNA from Vigna unguiculata (cowpea), 3462 nucleotides. Its product is annotated as RNA polymerase Rpb7 N-terminal domain-containing protein. The record is from RefSeq and is a predicted model, not a curated record. Lineage: Eukaryota; Viridiplantae; Streptophyta; Magnoliopsida; Fabales; Fabaceae. Gene Ontology annotation, cellular component: RNA polymerase III complex. Gene Ontology annotation, biological process: DNA-templated transcription; transcription initiation at RNA polymerase III promoter.
GCAUCCCUCACACUCACACACUCUGUCUGCGCUCCCCACCCACCCACCCAAUCUCUCCCUCCGCGCACUCUCUCUGUUUGCGAUUUCCAUUCUCAGGGCUCGCUUCUCUUCCACUGACGUCGCCGCUGGCCACCGCGAAACACACAGGCCACCACGUCGUCGUCGCUAACCAUACCCGCUUCUCUUCUCCUCCACCUUCACAUCCACCACGCGUUGGCUAUUUCGAGAAAACAGCGUCCACGACCACCGCGAAAACAGCGGAGCCACCGUCGGACUGUGAUUGGCGGACGAUUCCGACCGCCACGACCACCACGAACACAGGUAGAUUUAGACAUUGAGGUAGAGUCAACCGAGUCCUUCCCCAUCUCAGAAGAAAUCAGAAUCAAAGCACAGAGUUUAAGGGAACAAGAACGUAAGAGGAAAGAGCAGGAAGAGAAAAGAUUGGAGAGAGAAAGGGAGAAGGCUCAAUGUUCUAUCUCAGUCAAAUUGAACACAAAUUGCCCCUGCCUCCUCCUCGUCUUGUUCUUCCCAUUCGAGAAGCCAUUCACAUGGAGCUUGAAAAACUUUUCUUAGAUAAGGUUAUAGCAAACUUGGGCCUUUGCAUCUCUGUCUAUGAUAUCAGAUCAAUUGACGGUGGGUUUAUCUUCCCAGGUGAUGGGGCUCCAACCUAUACGGUUGUAUUCAAUUUAAUUAUGUUUCGUCCAUUUGUGGGGGAGAUUAUCACUGCAAAGCUUAUUUCAUCUGAUUCUAAUGGCUUACAAUUAAGUCUUGGAUUCUUUGAUGACAUUUAUGUCCCUGCACAUCAUAUGCCCUACCCAAACCACUUUGUUGAGGAUGAACAAGGGAAAAGGGUAUUUUCUAGCGAAGAGUCAACAACUAAUUCUGUGAGGAAAGGAGUAUGGUUUUGGGAUUUUAACGAACAAGAAUAUCCUAUUCAAGAAACUGACGUGAUCAAAUUCCGAGUUCAAAAUGUGAGUUAUCCACAAAUUCCGGUUGAGCAACCAAAAGAAUCAAAACCAUUUGCACCUAUGUUGGUUACUGGAUCGUUGGAUCAUGAUGGUCUGGGUCCUGUUUCUUGGUGGUGUGCAGAAGAGAUUGAGGUUGAUGAUGAGUGAAGAGCAAGGAACAAUCAUAGGAGAAGUAAAAGCUUGACACAACAAAGAAGAAUCACAUUUUAGCCAGACACGCCUAUACCCAACACCCCAAGAAAGCUCAAUGGCUAGAAUGACUUCCGUGAUUUCAGCAUAUAAGGAAUUGUGAACACCCAAAAAGAAGUGUAGCUCCCAUUAUACUCACCACAGCUACCCCUAAAGAUACCACCAUAAGCCGCAUACCCUUGGCAACCUUCAAAAUAGAAAAGUGAGUCAUAUCAUUAUUCAUGUAAUUCUUAUAAGCAGUACGUGACAGUCUGAUGUUGCCUUUGAUAGUGUGAAUGACAGUGUCUAAACUUAUACAUUGUUGAAAUCUAGCGUAGUUUCUCACCUUCCAAAUCAUCCACAAGGAAUAAGUAGCAGCAGCUAUACCAGAAAAUUUCCUGCAGCCAAUACUAAAUGUAUACAGCAAUAGUACAUUCAAAAAAUAAGCGAGAAAUGAUUUCCUCUUGCUGUCUACACAAGAAACACACAGAACACAAAUACAGUCCCCUAAGCUGGACAUCGUUUUCAGGUGGUAACCUAAGAUGAAGCAGCUUCCAAAGGACGUAAGAUUUAGCCGGAGGGAUGGUAUCAGACCAUAUCAAAUUCCCCCAAUCACAAGAACCAUGAGAAGUGGAAAAGAAACUCCUAGCCACCUUCUGACUGAGCAUACCGGAAUCAUCCAAAAUCCAAUUAGGAAUAUUAAGAGCAUCUGUGGCAACAAUUUUCUGCAAAGCCUCCAAACCAGGAAUACUGCAUAAAGGAGAAAAGACCAACAAGAGCCACUCCAAACUUGAGAAACCUUAGCACAGAGUUGAAGUCUCUCUUCAUAGGAAACACCAGAAAGCAAAGAAAACACCUCCUGGAAUACCAUUGGUCAUUGCAAAUAUUUAUCUGAUUACCUUCACCUACAGUCCAAUAAGUGUUUUCCAGAACAGUGUGAUACCAAUUAUUAAUACCAGGUCAAAUCGAAGAGGAUUUAUAUAAAGCAAUUUUUGGGUAUUUGGACUUUAAGAACCUUGAUCUCAUUAGAAAAAUCCAAGGCAUAGAGAUAUAAGCAAAAUACAAGCCAACUGUAGAAGAUAACCUUUAUUCUCCACAAUUGCUGCCCCCCUUCAUAUAUGCUGGCAAGAGAGCUGAUUCCAAUUAACAAUGACAAGACCAUGCUUACUAACAUCAGCAGUCCAUAUAAAAUUUUAACCAUUUAUCCACCUCUUUUAGCAAGUUAGCUGGUCAUUUAUAAACUUGAAAACUAUAGGAAAGAAAGCCAGUAAUGACAGAGUUUACCAGCUGAAUUCUGUCCAUCAUACUCAAAGUUUUCCCUUUUCAAGAGGUAAGCUUGAGCCUAACUUAAUUAGCAAGAGGUUGAAGGAAGUGAGAUUUAGGAGCCCCCACAAAAGUAGGCACCCAUAAAUAGUUAAAGGAUAAUGAUACUUUAACCUACAUUUUUUGACCCAUUUUUAACCUACCACUUCUUAUCACCCUUAGAUCAUCAUAUCACAUCACUCCAAAAACUUAAAAUAGAUGAUCUAAGGGUGAUGAGAGUAGUGGGUUAAAAAUGGGUCAAAAAAAGUGGGUUAAAAUAUCAUUUUCCAUAGUUAAAUGGUAUAAAACCUCUAUUGCAGCCAAGAAUACACUUAACUCCUAUUAAAGGCAGAAGAAUCAUCAGCAAGAAUGUAAAGACUCUUAGUGAAAUUCAUCAUUGGCCUGAGGCUGAGAGUAGUUUCAUGAGGUUAGUCAGGGUACUCUUAUUAGCUCUGCAGAAAACAAAGAUGUCAUCAGCAUAAAGAACAUGAGAAGGAAAAGAAAUUAUUUUAGGACCAACCAUAGGGCGCAUGUUCUGAGAACUGAUAAGUUGAGAAAUCCCUCUACUCAAAACUUCUUCAGCAAUACAAAACAUAAGGGAGAGAGGGUCCCCUGACAAACCCCACUACUGCAAGAAAAGUGACCAACAAGAUUAUGAUUAAUCCUAAUUGAAAGAAGAGCAGACUGAUGAAUCUGUAUAAUCCAUGGGUUGAAAUUUUGAUGAAAACCAAACCGCUGAACCAGUGUCAAAGGUUUUCUUGAUGUCAGUUUUAUAACAUACAUCUUUCUUAUCUCUUCACUAGAACGGCAACUGGUAGAUAAUUAUUUUCAUCUUCAAUAAUGAGCAGAAAUCAGAUUAAACAUGGAAUCAUUGCGAAGGGGACUAUGCUAGAAGCAGUAUUUAAAUCCUUGUAAAAAGAUAAAACGUGACAUUAAAGCAGUUUAAAAGAUUUUAUUUAUGCUAAGAGUUAUCAUCCUAUUCAGUCAAAACUUUUAAAUAAUUGGAAAAAAAAAACUUGGUUAA